Molecule: messenger RNA, 1221 nt
Organism: Neodiprion fabricii
Lineage: Eukaryota; Metazoa; Arthropoda; Insecta; Hymenoptera; Diprionidae
Gene: mRpL19
Product: 39S ribosomal protein L19, mitochondrial
Exons: 4
Coding region: 181-1098 (305 amino acids)
Biological process (GO): translation
Cellular component (GO): mitochondrial large ribosomal subunit; ribosome
Molecular function (GO): structural constituent of ribosome
Source: RefSeq, a predicted model, not a curated record
UUGCAGGUAUAUCAGUAUCCUGAUCAUUCAUAAAUUAUUUAUACUCCAUCUGGUACGUUAAAAAACCGCAGUGAGCGUUCCAGUAUUAUUAUAUUUCAAUCUCUUAUCUCUAUAGUACAGCGAUCAGUUAUUUGAGCAGAGAGAAACCUGAUUUGAGUGUGUAGAUGGUCGCCUGCAAACAUGGCGUCUGUCGGCAGGAUUUUGUCCCAUGAUAUAAGACAGAAUAUACAAAAUUUCAAAUCGCUAUUUGGAAAAGAUUGUCGCUGGUUGUCGUCCCAGGCUAUCGAGACCCAAGCAAAAUCCUCAAAGGAAAAUGCCGAUGAUAAACGAAAGGUUGAUGACAGAGAAAACACUGCCCCACUUGAAUUCAGAUUCAAGUACCCCGAAUUUCUCCCCGAUCCAAAUGCUGCCUAUAGGAAUUCAACAAGAGAAAGAUUGGAGCGUAUGGAUAUGAUGGCACGGAGGGCUCACAUAGACAUUCCAACAUUCUACGUUGGCUCUAUCCUUGCUGUUACACUUUCCGAUUCACACGCCGUUGGAAAGACAAACAGAUUUGUUGGCAUUUGUAUAGAAAGAAAGGGCUGUGGGUUGAGAGCUAGUUUUAGACUAAGGAACGCCAUUGACAAACAGGGAAUGGAAGUCGUAUACAACAUGUACGAUCCGACAAUUCAAAAAGUAGAAUGCCUUAGGUUGGAGAAAAGACUCGAUGACAAAUUACUUUACCUACGUGAUUGUCCUAUUGAGUACAGCACUUUUCCAUUUGAUAUGGAACCAGAGCUCAUUGACGAAACAGCUCCUGUCCGUAUUAACACACUCAAGGUACCCUUAAAGCCUCCGCCAUGGCUUGAGAGAUGGGAGAGACAGGAUUUGAAAGGAGUCCAAGAAUUUGAAGUUAACGAAAAACGUAGGAGGAAAGCAGAGAAACAUAAGACACCUUGGGAGGAAUUUGAUCUAAUGAAAAUUUACCGUCAAACCAUACCAAUGGAAGAUCAGAAGGACAUAUUCGCUGAAGUGUAUUCAGAUCUUCACAAGCUUGAAAUAACAAGACGCAAAAUGGCCCGCAAGCGCAAAUUCAAUCGCCCCGAUAAGCCGACGUAGAAUAAUUUCACUAAAAUACGAAUGUACACACAAUUAUGUUAACAUGUAGAUGAAAUAAAUACAAACUAUCAUUUCUAUGAUUACAGAAAUGAAAAAUAAAAACGUGAUUGAAUAUGUGUCAAA